UUUUGUACAUAUCAAAAACCUUUUACAAGAAAGUUUAUUAAUUUAUUAAAAUAUUAUGAAUCUCAAGAUAUAGAUUUUAUUUUUUAACUCAAUUAAAUUUCACACUCUGUUUCUCCCGCGAUUACAGAUCUGAGUUUUAGGGUUUCGUGAAUUUUGGGAAAGAUGUUUUGGCGUAUGGCGGGGCUCUCCACAGCAUCUCCGGUGGAGGCGAUUUUAGACAAGGAAAACUUUACACUCGAGGAGCUUCUUGAUGAGGACGAAAUUAUUCAGGAGUGCAAAGCUCUAAAUGGACGCCUUAUCAAUUUUUUGAGGGAAAGGGCUCAGGUAGAGCAACUUAUUCGCUACAUUGUGGAAGAAGCACCCGAGGAUGCUGAAAAGAGGCGGACAUUCAAGUUUCCUUUUAUCGCUUGUGAAAUAUUUACUUGUGAGGUCGAUAUAAUACUGAAAACGCUGGUAGAGGACGAGGAGUUGAUGAAUUUGUUGUUCUCAUUUUUGGAACCAAGGCAAACCCAUAGUACACUGUUAGCUGGGUAUUUUAGCAAGGUUGUCAUUUGUCUGUUAUUGCGGAAAACAAUUCCCUUUAUGCACUAUAUUAAGGCACAUCAGCAUAUUCUUAGGCAGCUAGUUGACUUGAUUGGCAUUACAUCUAUCAUGGAGGUGUUAAUACGUAUGAUUGGUGCCGACGAACACAUGUAUACCAGCUAUAUGGACGCAAUGCAGUGGAUAGAAGAAUCAGAUGUGCUGGAAAUGAUUGUGGACAAGUUCAGCUCUUCUGACUUGCCAGAGGUGCAUGCUAAUACAGCUGAAACACUUUGUGCCAUAACCCGUUUUGCUCCUCCCGGUCUUGCUGCUAAAAUAUCCAGUCCAAAUUUUAUUGGAAGAUUGUUCCGCCAUGCUUUGGAAGAAUCACGGCCAAAAUCUGUUCUUGUUAACUCAUUGUCUAUAUGUAUAUCUUUGUUAGACCCUAAAAGGCUAACUUUAGGUACAUAUCAUACAUUUAACCGGCAGCUUAACCAUGGGUCUACUAUAACUGCCAGUCCUGAGACAGUUGAAGGCAUGCUGGACAGCUUAGGUAAUCUGCUCAAGCUUUUGGAAUAUUCUUCUACAGAAAGCAUCUUGUUGACUACAUAUGGAAAAUUACAGCCACCUCUUGGAAAGCAUCGCUUAAAGAUUGUAGAGUUUAUCUCAGUUUUACUGUCAAUUGGAAGUGAAGCUGCUGAGAAGGAAUUGAUUCGAUUUGGAGCAGUACAAAGAAUCUUAGAUUUGUUUUUUGAGUAUCCGUACAACAAUUUUUUGCAUCACCAUGCAGAAAGCAUAAUAUUUUCAUGUUUGGAGAGCAAGAAUUCUAUUCUUAUUCAGCAUCUUCUUCGUGAAUGUAAUCUUGUUGCAAAAAUACUUGAAGCAGAAAAGAAUUCUACACUGUUGGCGGACACAGGCAAGCCAACGCUCCCGGCAGAUGCCAAACCCGCACCGAAGAUUGGAAACAUUGGACACUUGACUCGUAUUUCCAAUAAACUUGUUCAGUUGGGGAAUAAUAGCAGUGAUAUUCAAGCUUGCCUGCAGGAAAACAAUGAAUGGAGUGAUUGGCAUACAAAUGUCUUAACUAAACGUAAUGCGCUUGAAAAUGUCUACCAGUGGGCCUGCGGGAGGCCUACUGCUCUACAUGACCGGAGAGAUAGUGAUGACGAUGAUUAUCAAGAUAGAGAUUAUGAUGUGGCUGCCCUAGCAAAUAAUUUAAGCCAGGCAUUUAGAUAUGGAAUUUAUAACAAUGAUGACAUUGAUGAGGGUCAUGGUUCGCUAGAAAGAGACGAUGAGGAUGUCUACUUUGAUGAUGAAUCUGCUGAAGUCGUCAUUUCUUCUCUGCGUUUGGGAGAUGACCAGGAGAGCGGCUCCCUUUUCACAAACUCCAACUGGUUUGCUUUUGAGGAUGAUAGAGUUGCCAACGAACGGUCUGCCGGAGCACUUGCUUCUUCUUCACCUAAUAAUGAAGAAACUGGCUUUGUUGAUGAUGCAGGCAAUGAUGAGGUUAUAGUUGGAGAAGAUGAUGACUUGGAUGACACUGCAACUUCUCCAGUCCCUGAAACAAAUUUAUUAGAUGACACGUCAGGGAACAAUUUGUCUAAAGACUCGAAAGAAUCUAGUGGAAAUGAAAAACCACCUGCAUGGGUUGAAUGGAGAGAGACACCAGAUGCCAAUGACCCAUCGACUCCGGAUGCACCUCUUGUGCCAAAUGGCGAGCUUCAGGUGGAUUCUGAGAAUCAUGGUGCUGAUGGUGAUUCAGAUGCUGCUGUGCCUGCUGUAACUUCACCAGAGGCAUCAGUAGAUGGCAACAAUGAAGUCAAAGAAUUGCCAAAUGUAUUAGAUGACAACCCUAGCACCAACCCUUCUGCAGUGUCAGAUUCCGCUAACGAAAAUCCGGCCACCAACCCUACUGCAGUGUCAGAUUCCGCCGAUGACAAUUCGGCCACCAACCUUUCUGCAGUGUCAGAUUCCGGCGAUGACAAUUCGGUCACCAACCUUUCUGCAGUGUUAGAUUCCGGUGAUGGUAACCCGGACACCAACCCUCCUGCAGUGUCAGAUUCCGGUGAUGAAAACCCGGCCACCAACCUUUCUGCAGUGUCAGAUUCCGGUGAUGAAAACCCGGCCACCAACUCUCCAGCAGUGUUAGAUUCCGGUAAUGAAAACCCUAGUUCAGACCAUAGUGCUAGUGCUCCCAAUGAUGCCAAGACAACUGUAGAAGCUGAAGAAACCCCCGAGACCGACAAAGAUGAAAAAAAGGAUGAUGCUAUACAAGCAGAGAACUAGUGUAAAUUGUUGAGAUUCGGUUUAAUUGGGCUAACUAAUAUUCUGCAACAUUGAUCAGGUGGGAAGAUGAAUACGGAGCGUAAAGGUGGGACUAGGUGAGUGUAUUUUAGAGCCUUGUGUAUAUCAUCAUCAAUGGGCAAUGUUAUUUAGUAGGUUCAAUUCUUUUUCCCCACUUGCAGAAGCUUGAGCUCACUCUCUUUUCCUCUUUCAAUGGAUAAGGGGAUUUGAUUAGUAUUCUGAUGCUUUAUUAAUUAUUUAGCGUCUAGUUUCUAUUUAGUUGAUUUAGAAACUGAGUACAUUGUUUCUUUUUUCCUUGUCUCGCACGAGAACCUGUCUAUAUCAUACAAUUGUUCCUUUACCCAUUAAUGUCAAAGUGUUUAUUAUAGAAA
Molecule: messenger RNA, 3194 nt
Organism: Mercurialis annua (annual mercury)
Lineage: Eukaryota; Viridiplantae; Streptophyta; Magnoliopsida; Malpighiales; Euphorbiaceae
Exons: 20
Coding region: 163-2805 (880 amino acids)
Molecular function (GO): protein phosphatase regulator activity; protein phosphatase binding
Source: RefSeq, a predicted model, not a curated record